CAACUAACAAAACACAUGGAGGAGGAGGAGGAGGAGGAAGAAGACACAAGCGAAAACAGCCUGUCAUGUCCCAGACCCAAGCUUGGUAGUCUCCUUACAAAAACCCUCCUCUCCCUCCCCCUCCUUCCACGGCCCGAACUGCAUUGCCUCCUCUCUACAUCUCCUCCCUCCAUUCCUCUGUGCUCGGUAGUUUGCCUUAAAGUGCUACUAGCAAUGGAGGCAGCUCUCAAGCUCAAGUUGUUCGCCAUGGCCAUGAUGGCCGUCGUGAUGGCCGCGUCCAUGGUGCAGAAGGCCGCGGCGGCGCAGGCACCCGCUCCCAGCCCCACCUCCGGCGCCCCCACGUCGUCCACCGCUGCCGCGGCCCUGGCGUCGGUGGCCGCCCUGGCCUUCGGUUAUCUCCUCUGCUGAGCGACGUGUUCAUCACCUUCCCUGCCGUGACUCAUCACGUUCGGUCUUCUUCUUUUGCAUGGUGGAGGGGGAGAGUGUAGUGUAUGCAUGAUGACCGUACGUGGGUGGUGAACGCUGUAUCAGUUUCCAUGGUGUUUAUUACAAUGUGAUUCAUUCUUUCUAUUACAAUUGGAGCAACAAAGCAUAAGCAAAUUUUAUGUACUUUGAGAAUUUUAGAGCUGAAGAAACUCAAAAGGAAAUAUUAUUUUGUAA
Musa acuminata AAA Group (dessert banana) is the source of this 660-nucleotide messenger RNA. RefSeq lists its product as uncharacterized. The record is from RefSeq and is a predicted model, not a curated record. The transcript has a single exon. The coding region runs from base 16 to 408 and encodes 130 amino acids. NCBI's taxonomy places the organism in Eukaryota, Viridiplantae, Streptophyta, Magnoliopsida, Zingiberales, Musaceae.